This is a messenger RNA of Trichoplax adhaerens, 1458 nucleotides long. RefSeq lists its product as uncharacterized. Gene Ontology annotation, molecular function: FMN adenylyltransferase activity. NCBI's taxonomy places the organism in Eukaryota, Metazoa, Placozoa, Uniplacotomia, Trichoplacea, Trichoplacidae. The record is from RefSeq and is a predicted model, not a curated record. The transcript is spliced from 13 exons. Gene Ontology annotation, biological process: FAD biosynthetic process. The annotation marks the transcript as partial.
AUAGUGAUUGGUAACGAAAUAUUAAAAGGGGAGAUACAAGAUACCAAUACAAAUUUCUUAUGUAAGAGAUUAUGGUCGUUGGGUAUGAAAGUCAAGAAGGUCUCCAUUGUUGCUGAUGAUGUUGAAGAAAUUAAGAAAGAAAUUCAACACUUUUCCUACAAGUAUGAUUACGUCUUCACUUCUGGUGGCAUAGGACCAACAUUUGAUGACGUUACUAUGGAAGCUGUAGCUGCAGCAUUUGAAGAUGAACUGCAACCUAAGCCUGACUUAAUUAAAAAGUUAAAGUUGUAUUACAAUACCGAGAACUUAACUGAAGCUCAAAUCAGAUUAGCUACGAUUCCAUCCAGAUGUCAAAUAAAAUAUUCAAAGAGUGGAAAGUUAUUAUUACCUUUAUAUAACAUACAAAAUGUAUUUAUACUGCCUGGCGUUCCAAUUUUUCUAAAGAGUCUUUUCAAAAUAUUUGAGGACGAAUAUGGUUCUAAGAUUAAGCAAUUUUAUAAAAAAGUAAUAUACCUAAAUGUUAACGAACUGGAGAUUGCCGAAAGAUUCAAUGAAAUUAGCCGUAAAUACAGUGGGCGAGUUGAUCUUGGUUCUUACCCGGUCUUUAAUAAUAACCAAUAUAAGGUUAAGAUUACUAUUGAAGCUAGUGAUGAAAACGAUUUAAAAGAGGCAAAGCCUAAGUUAGUAAGCAAACUCUUGUUAUUAUACUGUAAUGUCGUUUCAAUUUGUCAAUUUUUAAACGAGGUUCAGAAUGAAGAGCAUCCUAAUAGUAAAAGAAUUCAAGAAGCUUUCCAAAUAGUGGAUAGGGCACUAGAACAAUAUGGCUUAAAUAACAUAGCGAUUGCUUUUAAUGGUGGUAAAGAUUGUACUGUGAUACUCCAUAUAUUUUACUGCUUUGUAAAAAGUCGAUUUCCUGAACAAAUACCCAAAAUUAAAGCAAUUUAUACGAAAUCUGAAGAUAUCUUUACUGAAAUGGAUCAGUUCGUUUCCAAAUGCGUAGACAGAUAUAAUCUGGAUAUAACAACAAUUAGUUCUGAUAUGAAGUCAGCGUUGGAGGAAUAUUCUAUCAGAGAACCUACCGUAAAAGCUGUAAUUAUGGGUACACGAAGAGCUGAUCCUUAUUCAAAUCAAUUGACCCCAUUUUGUAUGACAGAUGGAGACUGGCCUGAAUAUCUCAGAGUUCAUCCUAUACUAGAUUGGUCAUACUCUGAAAUUUGGCAAUUCUUACGGCACAGUUCUAUUCCUUACUGUUCAUUAUACGAUUUAGGAUACACAUCGCUUGGUGGAAUUCAUAAUACAAAACCUAAUUCAUCACUAAGGCGAACUAGAGAUGAAAUAGAAACAUUCAUAAAAGAGGGUACGCUCGAAGCUGAGCCGCUGUUGCAGUUUGAUGGAUAUUAUUAUUUGCCAGCUUAUUUCUUAACUGAAGAGCAACUUGAAAGAGCUGGACGCUCAUAA